Cydia pomonella (codling moth) is the source of this 5438-nucleotide messenger RNA. RefSeq names its product phosphoribosylformylglycinamidine synthase-like. The record is from RefSeq and is a predicted model, not a curated record. Gene Ontology annotation, molecular function: phosphoribosylformylglycinamidine synthase activity. The coding region runs from base 492 to 4496 and encodes 1334 amino acids. Lineage: Eukaryota; Metazoa; Arthropoda; Insecta; Lepidoptera; Tortricidae. The transcript has 25 exons. Gene Ontology annotation, biological process: 'de novo' IMP biosynthetic process.
UUUGCUAUCUCAAGUGGACCGUUUUCUCUAUAAUAGUCUGGUACGAACACCAUUCUGGCCAUAGACAUACAAUAUAACAUUCUGGCUCGGUGAUAAGGUUCAAUUUGGUAUGGCUAACAAGUCAUUGCGCUCUCCACUUUAAUGACUGGAUCGAACUUACUGAAAAGUAAAAACCUACUUAUGACAAGGCAGUAUGGCUUAGAGCUUUAGUCUGUCCAGAUGGAUGAUUUUUUUUUUAUAGCAACUAUGAUUAUAUGCUCUUUGAACUAUGGCGGCAACUGUCAAUGUCAGUAUCACAUUUAACUUCGCGGGAGAUAGCUGUCAUAUAUUUAGAUAGAUACAUUUAUUUACCUUCAUAAUUAAAAACAGAUAACGCCAUAUGAUGUGUUGAACUUUGCCAUUGAUGUAACAAGAUAUUCAUAUACUCAUCUGUGACAUCAAUUUCACGGACAGUAUCGAGUGAGACUCCGUUGACAUAGUAUACAUUCAACAUGUGUAUAAUAAGAUUUUUUUCAUAUGAAGCAUUUAGUGUCCAUAAGACAAAAGAAAUACUUCAAAAGCUAAGAGUCGUUGACCUUGAUGUAGUGGAAUUAUCUACGGAGCUGUGUUACCAUGUCGAGUUGGCCGAGGGCUGUGAAUACCUAAAUAUUAAUCAGAUAAAGAUUCUGCAGUGGCUGUUGAGUUCCCCGCUCCAGCCUAAUGCUUUAAGGAAUAAUACUGUCUACACUAAUGUGAAAGAUAACCAGGUUGUUAUUGAAAUUGGGCCAAGAUUUAAUUUCUCAACGGCUGAUUCGAGUAACUCGGUCCAAAUUUGCGAAAGCGUUGGUCUACGCGAUGUGGUCCGCCUCGAGGUAUCAACCAGACACCUCAUCACUUUCAACAAGACUAAGAAUGUCUCAAAGCAGCACUUUGAGGACUUGGCCUCAGUUUUGCAUGAUAGGAUGACGCAAUGUAUAUACACGUCAGAAAAUCUCCCGAGGCACAGUUUUAAUGAGGGGCUGCCGAAGGAUCUGGAGCCCUGGUUCGUGGUGCCUCUUCUGAAGGAGGGACGACCAGCUAUGGAACGAGUCAACCAAAAACUAGGUUUGGCUUUCGAUUCCUGGGACAUGGACUUUUACACGGACCUGUUUGUAAACAAACUGAAGCGUGACCCAACCAGCGUGGAGUUGUUCGAUCUAGCCCAGAGCAACAGUGAGCACUCUCGUCAUUGGUUCUUUAAGGGCAAAAUCAUACUGGACGGCAAAGAGAUCAACGAAUCAUUAAUUGAUAUGGUUGCUUCCACUCAAGCGACGUCGAACGAUAACAACGUCAUUAAGUUCGGUGAUAACAGCAGUGCCAUCAAAGGAUUCAAACACACAAAACUAAAGCCGACCAACGUCCGAGCGCCAUCACAAGUCAUCCAAGAGGUCACUGAAUCCGACAUCAUCUUCACAGCGGAGACCCACAAUAUGCCUACCGCGGUGGCUCCGUUCAGUGGGGCCACUACUGGGACUGGUGGGCGUAUUAGAGACGUCCAGGGAGUUGGGAGAGGAGGGCAUACUGUUGCUGGGACCGCUGGAUAUAGCGUUGGAAACUUAAACAUACCCGGUUACGAACUACCAUGGGAGGAAAAGACCUGGGAGUACCCGAGCAACUUCGCUAGUCCACUGCAAAUCAUCAUCGAGGCGAGCAACGGCGCUUCUGACUACGGCAACAAGUUUGGAGAACCGGUUAUUACUGGCUUUGUUCAGUCAUACGGCCUGAAGAACGGCGACAACGUGCGUGAGGAGUUCGUGAAGCCGAUCAUGUUCAGCGGCGGCAUUGGAUACAUGCCUCAUUCCAUGAUCAAAAAGAAUAAGCCAGACAAAGGCAUGCUUCUAGUGAAGAUCGGAGGGCCCGUGUACCGCAUCGGCGUGGGCGGCGGCGCGGCUUCCUCCGUCGCGGUACAGGGCGGCGACUCGCGCGACCAUGCGCUGGACUUUGGAGCUGUACAGAGAGGUGAUGCUGAAAUGGGCAACCGUCUCAACCGAGUUGUAAGAGGAUGCCUUGAGGCUGACGUCAACCCAGUUGAGUCGAUCCACGACCAAGGUGCCGGCGGCAACGGGAACGUCCUGAAGGAGCUCGUGGAGCCCGCGGGCGCCGUGGUGUUCAGCAAGGAGUUCCAGCUCGGGGACCCCACCGUCACCACCCUGGAGCUGUGGGGCGCGGAGUACCAGGAGAAUGAUGCGCUGUUGUGCUCUAAGGAGAACAGAACUGUUUUAGAAGAAAUCUGCCAGCGCGAGCGCUGCCCCGUAUCCUUCGUGGGCGAAGUGACCGGCGACGGCUACAUGAGUCUCGUGGAGGGGCCCUUCAGCGACCGGUACCUCAGCAGGAACGAGAGGUUGAAACCUGAGGUCAAGGCCAAACUACCGUACGAUCUACACUUGGAAGCUGUCUUAGGAAAUAUGCCAAGAAAGACAUUUGACUUCAGACAGGACAAGAGAACCAAACUGCCGCUCUCACUGCCAAAGGACGUUACCGUCCAAAGUGCUUUGGACAGGGUUUUGAGACUCGUCAAUGUUGCUAGCAAGAGAUACCUAACUAAUAAGGUCGACCGCUGCGUCACGGGUCUAGUAGCCCAGCAACAGUGCGUGGGCCCACUCCACACACCUCUAGCUGACUGUGCGAUCAUCGCCCUGUCUUACAACGAGCUCGUCGGCUCAGCCACCUCCAUCGGAACACAGAACAUCAAGGGUCUGCUGGACCCCGCUGCAGGAGCGCGGCUGUCGCUCGGAGAGGCUCUUACCAACUUGGUAUUCGCCGGCAUCUCGUCACUAGAAGACGUGAAGUGCUCGGGCAACUGGAUGUGGUCGGGCAAGACGGGCGGCGCGGGCGCGGCGCUGGUGGUGGCGUGCGGCGCCGUGUGCCGCGCCAUGAGGGAGCUGGGCGUGGCCGUGGACGGCGGCAAGGACUCGCUGUCCAUGUGCGCGCAGGUCGCCGGGGACACGGUCCGCUCACCUGGAACUCUGGUAGUGUCGACGUAUGCGCCGUGCCCUGAUAUCACGGUCAAGAUAGAACCGGCUCUAACAACCGAGAACUCUGUGCUCGUGCACGUGCCCGUAUCAGCUGGGAAAUACAGAUUGGGAGGUUCUGCGCUGGCGCAGUGCUACAAGCAACUUGGCGACAACCCGCCUGAUCUUGACCAACCGGCCGUACUGAAGUCACUGUUCAAGAUCACGCAGAAACUCUUGAAAGAAAAGAAGCUACUUUCCGGCCACGACAUCAGCGAGGGAGGUUUCAUCACCACGGUCCUAGAGAUGGGCAUCGGCGGUCUGAGAGGGCUCCACGUGGACCUGCAGGCCCCCGUGUCGGCCAUCGAAGCGCUCUUCAACGAAGAGUUGGGCAUCGUCCUAGAAGUGGCGCCAGACAAUCUGCAAUACGUGCUCGCCGAGUAUAAUAACAGUGGAGUGAAAGCGCAGAAGAUUGGCGUUACCGGCAAAUAUGGCAUGCGCUCUGAGAUCUCCGUGAAAGUGAAUGGCGAAUCAGUGUUGAAGACUCAGCUGAUAGACGUGUACAGAAUGUGGGAAGAGACAAGCUACCAGCUGGAGUGCCUGCAGGCCAACUCCGAGUGUGUCAAACAGGAAUGGGAAGGUCUCGAGCAACGCAAGGGUGUAACGUACAACGUGACCUACGAUCCUACAGCCGCGGUUAUCAAGUCCAAAUCCGUCAGGGUAGCGGUUCUUCGUGAAGAAGGAACGAACGGUGACCGUGAAAUGAUCGCUUCACUGUUGAUGGCCAACUUCGAAGUUUUCGAUGUGACCAUGAGCGACUUGCAGAACGGCAAGAUCACACUUGACGCUUUCAAGGGACUUGUGUUCCCCGGUGGAUUCAGUUAUGCAGACACCCUAGGCUCAGCUAAAGGCUGGGCGGCCGGCAUCCUGUUCUCCAACUCGCUGAGCUCCCAGUUCGCUCACUUCAAGGACCGAAGCGACACGUUCUCGCUGGGCGUGUGCAAUGGUUGUCAACUGAUGGCUCUGCUCGGCUGGAUCGACCCUGAGCCCAAGGUGCAGAACAAGACACAAGUGUUCUUGGACCAUAAUAAGUCGGAGAGAUUCGAAUGCCGCUGGAGCGCAGUAAGGAUCAGCGCCGGCGCCGCCGACGUGUGGUUCGGCGGCAUGGCGGGCAGCACGCUGGGCGUGUGGGUGGCGCACGGCGAGGGCCGCUUCGUCGCCUCCGACGCCGCGCUGGCCGCCCUGCAGCAGCAGCGGCAGAUUGCAAUGCAAUACGUCGACGAUGAUGGCGUUCCUACUGAGACUUACCCGAUGAAUCCUAACGGAAGCCCACUGGGCAUCGCCGGCGUGCGGUCGCGGGACGGGCGGCACGUGGCCAUGAUGCCGCACCCCGAGCGCUGCGUGCUGCGCUGGCAGGCCGCCGCCCCCGCCCCCGCCGCCACCGCCCCCGCCGCCGACACGCUCAGCCACGCCUCGCCCUGGCUGAGACUCUUCCAGAACGCAUACACGUGGGCUGUCAAACAUUAAAUGUGCAUCGAACAAAUUGCUUGAAAACGUUACGGAAAAGGGACGUCUUUCUUGUAGACAAUAUUAUAUAAAACUAUUAAAUCUUACAUCAUUCAGCUUUUAAGGAGCUUGCACAUGUUUAUGCUAAAAAAUGUUUCAAUCCUAAUGGUGAAUAUUGGUUGUGGAUAAGCCUUUCCUGCCGUUACAAUGCAUUUAGAAAUCGAUUUAUCGGCACCCGCAAUGUGGUACUUUUUGAUUAAAAUCGCUACAAAAAAAUCCUGACAGACAAUAUUCGAUAUAGGGACCGUGCGCGUUGGAGGGUCUGCCAUCUUGUGGUCUGAAUCAGAACCAUAAACAGGCACAUUUACACGUCAAGUGUUUUCUUGUGCAUAGUAGGUUCUGCCAUCUUGUGGGCUACAUCGGAACAAAAAACAUCACAUUUACGCCUCGCGCCAAAAAUCUGACGGCUCCUGUGCUGCCUCCUAUAGUUCAUGCACGCUCCCUUAUGAUCUAGUAUAUUUUCUGUAGAUGCGCCAUAAGCGUGCGCCCGUGAGGGACAAAACAUACACAAUGCGACAAAAUUAAAAACACGUUUUAACCUUCCUGACAACUUACCAAAACCAACCUACGUAAUUUGAUCGGGUUACUUGUUACCCGAAGAAGAAAACAAAUGAAGAUGUUUUACGCAUGGUAGGAGAGAAGAGGAGUUUGUUGAGCACCAUAGAAAAUAGAAGAGGAAAGAUGCUUGGACACCUGCUACGACACGACGAAUAUCAAGAACAUAAUUGAAGGGAGAGUUGAAGCAAGGAGACGGAGGGGGAGACCAAGGAGAACCUACAUAGAGCAAGUAAAGGAAAAACUCAACGUCGUGUCGUAUCAGGCUGUCAAGGAGAAGGCAGAGGACCGACACACAUGGAAAUCGCUCCACCGACAAGAGUCUAACUCUUAAAUAUAUGAUGAUGA